This is a messenger RNA of Suillus subaureus, 864 nucleotides long. RefSeq lists its product as uncharacterized. NCBI's taxonomy places the organism in Eukaryota, Fungi, Basidiomycota, Agaricomycetes, Boletales, Suillaceae. The transcript is spliced from 5 exons. The record is from RefSeq and is a predicted model, not a curated record. The coding region runs from base 1 to 864 and encodes 287 amino acids.
AUGCACUGCAAGCUGAAAGAUGAUGCUUGCACAAAUGUUGAUGGCUACUUCUGCCUUGGGCACAAGGACUUUGCAAAGGUGAAAACAUUGAUGGAAAAGCUAGUUUACAUCUAUGCUAUGAAGUUUGAUCUCAAUAAUAAUGCCACACCCAUCAGGAACAGGCCCUACCAGGGUGAACUCCUCGUAUUGUUGAUAUCUAACCAGCUCUUUCAUAGCUCAAGGGCCAUUGGCAUGAAAUUUGUGUCACACUUUGUCGAAAUUGCCAAGAACAAGUCAAAGCAUCCCAAAAUUCCAAUUCCCUUCCUCGCACUGGUGGCAACAGCAGUAGUGUGCUUGUCUUUACUUGGUGAAUAUGCUGCUCAACUUUUCAUAGGUCUAUUCCACUCUUUUAUGGAAGUCGCUUGGUUCUCCAGGGAAGUUUACAGCUACCACAUCAAGUCUCUCAAACAGCUGAAGCACGACACACCUGGAAAGUUCCAUUAUAUGAUGGCAGAUACUUAUGAGGCUGCACAUAAGUUGAAAUGCAAUGGCGCUACUGGGGAUCACAUCGAGGUGAACGCCUUUGAACUGCUUGACCUUGGAGAUAAGCGAAGACAUGCUGCUCAGCCACCAAAAACACAAGCUGCCUCACAAGCACAGCCAAAACAAGUUCCCUCACAAGUUGGUGUGCCAUCAUUGCCACCAUCGAACCUACAGUCAGCAGUUGCCACUACAAUGCCGCCACUGAUGCCCCCUCCUCUUGCUAGUGGCCCCUUAGCCAUAACAGAUACGCCCGAUGAUUCUAAAAGACAGGCUGGAUGCUGGACUCGCUUUUGGUCUUGUAGCUGCUGCACGUCCACUAAAGCUUCUGAUGGUUUUCAUUAG